CUGCCAUUUUCAUAGAACAAGAAUCUUUUGAUAUAGAUUUUUAAUGAUUGUUUUAUUGUAAGCAUAUCUAGAGAGCUAUACCAGAGAAUAUAUGAAGUAAGUGGAGUUUGAGGAAUGUUCUGCACUGGAGUUACAGAUGGACUGCACAUGAGAUCUACACUUUAAUGGGUUGAAACCAACAGAACCCACAUCUACAUUUGGGGGAAAAGGAGACCUGGAGAAGAUCCAAUGGAUGUUCUUGGUGAAAAUGAGGCUCUGCAGCAGUUCUUCAAUGGGCAAGAUGUGAGUGGUGUGUUGGAGAGUGCUGUAGUGGAUACCAGUAUUUUGGAGCAGUAUCUGAGCAAUGAAACAGACACCGCUUUCAUGUUACCUGACUCACCGCCAGAUUCCGGAUCAGAACGUAGUUCUCCUCCACGAAUACCAGAUUCCAGAUGGUCUACUGAUCAUACUAACCAGGACACAUACAAUCAAACAGAACCCUCCUUAAGUACAUCUUCUCCCUUCCAAGGCAUGAAACAAGAGUGUUGUGGUUGUACAGGACAGGAACGAACGUAUGAUGCUGGCAGAACAUACAAGAAUCACAUCAAAGCCAGUUCACCUGCUUUGGUUCACAUUUCCUAUGAUUCUUGUACUCUGCCUCAGUGUGUCAACACAACUGAGAGUUACAUACAAGCUAACACAUCCAUUAAUCCACCUAACCAUGGUGUCCAGCAGCAGUCUCAGGGCCCACAAAUGGGUCUUCCAGGGGAGCAUAAACCUGUUUAUGCUUCUACUGUCUCUCCAAAUGUUCCCCAUGCUACAUGCCCAGAGACUGUGUAUAUGACCCCAAAGCAUGACCAACAUCUAGGAAAUACCUUACAUGAAAAUAAGAAAAGAAGACGGUCAAACUAUUUCGAUGGGAACACACAGCAGCAGAGUUGGGCUGAGCCAGUUUUGGUCAAGCCAUCACUCUGUUCAGACAGUGGAACAUGUGAAGCUUAUGACAGUGAUGUCCCCAGUGGAAGUCCAGUAGGUGGUGUGCAGCAGCUGCUGUCAUGGGACAGAUAUCAGCCCAGUCAUUGGUGCUCACUCUACAAUAACAGAUUUGAAACAUUACCACCUCCAGGUUACCAUGUGAACACAGAUAAGGGUUUCAGCUUCUCCACAGCGGAUGAAGCCUUUGUGUGUCAGAAGAAGAACCACUUCCAGGUGACAGUUCACAUCGGAAUGGUUGGGGAUCCCAGAUAUGUCCAAACAGCAGCUGGACCCAUGCCUGUGGAGAACUUCCAUGUGAAGGUGUUUGGGAUCAAGCUGGAAGCGCAGAAUCACUUCAUUACCAUAGAGCAGUCCCAGUCAGACCGCAGUAAGAAGCCAUUCCUGCCAGUCAAAUUAAAUCUUCCAGGAGACAACAUCACCAAGGUAACAUUAGGCCGAUUACACUUCAGUGAAACCACUUCAAAUAACAUGAGGAAGAAGGGCAAACCCAAUCCUGAUCAGAGGUACUUUCAGAUGGUAGUUGGUCUGUAUGCUACAGUGAAAGAAGAGAGUUUCCUGCUGGUUGCCAAUGUAUCAGAGAGAAUCAUUGUCAGGGCAUCCAAUCCUGGACAGUUUGAGAAUGACAGUGACGUACUUUGGCAAAGAGGACAUGUCCCGGAGUCAGUGGUGCAUCAUGGGAAGAUCGGCAUCAACACAGACAGCCCUGAUGAGGCACUGGUUGUUUGUGGGAAUGCAAAGAUAAUGGGAAGCAUCAUGCAUCCCUCAGACAAGAGAGCCAAACACAAUAUUCAAGAAGUGGACUCGACGGAGCAGCUGAAGAGAAUCACUCAGAUGAGAAUCGUGGAAUAUGAUUAUAAACCAGAGUUUGCCUCAAGGAUGGGAAUUGACCAAGUUCAUGAAACUGGUAUCAUAGCACAGGAAGUGAAAGAACUUUUGCCGUCUGCGGUGAAAGAGAUGGGUGACAUCACAUGUGUAAACGGAGAGAAGAUUGAUCAUUUCCUCAUGGUGGACAAAGAGCAGAUCUUUAUGGAGAAUGUGGGAGCUGUGAAGCAGCUGUGUAAACUUACAGAUAAUUUGGAGACUCGUAUUCAGGAGCUCGAGGUCUGGAACAGUCGUUUAGCCAAGCUGAAAACUCUGGGCAGCAUGCGCUCCAACAGCAGCUCUGCAGCGAAGGGAUAUGAGCCAGGGAAAAUCAACAAAAACAACAAAACACCUACAAAACAGCCAAAGCCAUCAUCUCCACUGCAGUCCAGCACAAAUUCUAUCUGUGGGAAAUAUCACCACUGUCUUCAACACAAAGUAUUCCAAGCUAGUGUCAUCAUGUUAGUAACUACUAUGGCUCUCAGUGUCAUUUCUAUUACUGCCCUCUAUAUGUUAACAGUACGAGAGGACGUGGACUUCAAUAACAGUCUGAACAACACCAAUGUUAGUCCACUGUACACAACAACAGCUACACUGUCGACAGGAUUCACCACUGCACCUCCUGCUCCCUGGCCUCCAGACAUCGAUUUCUCCAAUGUCUUUUAUUCAGAUGACAUAUACUGCUGUCCUGCAAAUGUAGAUUGUAAUCACAGCACCAUACUGACGGACACAAACACCCGCUUUAACUCUCCGUCACCUGUAAACACCAGAGAUACAGCUAAAGUGAAAUGGCUGGAUAAACUGCCAGAGAAAAUGAUCAAUUCUUCUGAUUGGACAAACACAAGUAUACAGUCCAUCCUCAUCACACAAAACCAGCAGGUUAUAGACCAGCAAUACUGUCAGAGAGAGAACUGUGGGAAGGGAAACUACAGCUACCACAUUCCCCUCAGUAAACACACCCCACCAAAUAUGCCUGUAACCCUUCAAAUGAACACAACAGAGCUGCUGGUCGUUCAUUUGUGUUCAUAUGAUGAGAGAGAGCAGUGCUCUUCAGUACUCGAUUACAACGGCCCACAGUCACACACUGCACUCAACACACAGGGCUACAUACACAUGUGGACACUAGCGGUGGCAAAUCACUAUCAUGCCUCUUACAACUUCCGUUCUUCAGUCGCUGGUUUGGCUGAUUGUGACACUGAUCCCAACUAUGCCGAGGUUUUUUUUACUGACUACCACUUCCAGUUCUACCGCCACUGUGACUGAUCAACAUCACUGGAAACUACUGUCAAAGCAGCAUCCAGACAUCUAUUAAACAUACAGCUAAACAAAAUGUACAGAACAGAAGUCAUUUAGUCAGUGAGUUUGUAUUGUUGGUGGAAAAAGCAUUUUUUCUUUUAAAGAUGUUUGAUAGUAGUUUAUGCUUGUGUGCAUGGUGUAUUGAAAUCAAAAGGAAACAUUUUCAAUACCUCAUGAAGUGGCUUAAUAAGUGCAGACAUAUUUACUAUUGAAACAGAAAGUUACGACGUGCCAUGUUGAAGGGAUCGUACCUUGUGUUUUUAAAUGGCCAGUAGGCUUUAGGUUACGUCACCCUUACAAAAAAUCUAAACUAGCAGCAAAUUUGCCUCUCGUUAUUUUCAUAUGCAAAUGUUUGCCAGUUUGCAGCGCUUCGCCAGUAGUGGUGAACCUCCGGAAAACCUUUGGCACCCAUGGGCAACUUGCGGCAAAGCUCAUUUGCAUGUGAAAAUGAUUCAUUAAUUCAUUAUUUAAUUACAAAGCAAAGAGUAGGGUAGGACUUCAAAUAGAAUUUCAAGAGAGUUUCAAUGUUUAAACAGAAAAGUGAUUGUUGUAACUAGACAUGCAGGUAAUCUAUCAGAAAAUCUAGUACUCUGAUGAGACAUGAAAUGUGCUCAAUUCAAUACAGGUACACUGUCUAUAUAUGUUAACCUGUGUGCAAUGAUGGAAUGUUAUUUUUGCUUGGCUAAACAAUUAUUAAACUACAGAAACAUUACUGUCAACUAUGUUUAGAUGUUUGAACAUCACUGCAAGACGUAUGAUUGUUUAAAAAUGUUAAUUCUUUUGUAGCUGAAAGUGGAUAUCAUCUUUGAAGUUACUGUGGUUUUUCAUGUUAGAAAAGUUUCUUUUUGUAAAUAUUUACAUGAAUAGAGUUAACCUUAAAUUCACAUUACAUAUUCGCUAUAUAUCCAACUACAAUAAAGGCAUAUUUCU
Messenger RNA from Xyrauchen texanus (razorback sucker), 4062 nucleotides. Its product is annotated as myelin regulatory factor-like protein. The transcript has 26 exons. Gene Ontology annotation, biological process: protein autoprocessing; positive regulation of DNA-templated transcription. The record is from RefSeq and is a predicted model, not a curated record. Gene Ontology annotation, cellular component: nucleus; endoplasmic reticulum membrane. Bases 229 to 3099 code for a protein of 956 amino acids. Lineage: Eukaryota; Metazoa; Chordata; Actinopteri; Cypriniformes; Catostomidae. Gene Ontology annotation, molecular function: DNA-binding transcription factor activity; sequence-specific DNA binding.